Messenger RNA from Alternaria atra, 522 nucleotides. RefSeq lists its product as uncharacterized. Gene Ontology annotation, biological process: attachment of spindle microtubules to kinetochore. The transcript is spliced from 2 exons. The coding region runs from base 1 to 522 and encodes 173 amino acids. Gene Ontology annotation, cellular component: DASH complex; spindle microtubule. The record is from RefSeq and is a predicted model, not a curated record. NCBI's taxonomy places the organism in Eukaryota, Fungi, Ascomycota, Dothideomycetes, Pleosporales, Pleosporaceae.
AUGGCGUUGGAAGGUUGCGUGGGCUCGCUGCGCAGUAGCAUGCAAUUACUCGAUUCAUCCAUCAACAUACUGGACCAAGGUGUGAGCGACUUUCCUCGACUGGCCAAAGUACUGCAGACGACACGGCACUUCGAGCUCAUAUCUGAAUCCGACCUCCAGACUGCGCAAUCAGCACUCCUCUCAGAAAUCCGCCCUGAAGUCGACAACCUCCUCAAGCGCGUCGAGAACUACCUAGACAAGCUGGAGCGGCGCGAACAGUCCCUCAUAGCGAAAUGCGACCUAAAUGAUGGCAGGCUUGGACGUGACAACGGUGGUGGAUCGGGCUCUAGACCAGCAAGUAGAACUGCUCAGAGAGGCGGAGGCAAGACCAUCAGCGCUCAGCAAGAGCUGAGGAUGAAGACACUGAAGGCGAAGAAGGAUAGGCUGAGCUAUGCCGUUGAGACGCUGGAGUUACAAGCGAAGCAGAGGGAGAGGCAGUUAAGGAUGAGUAUGGCCGCACCACAGCAGUUCUACGACGAUUGA